Molecule: messenger RNA, 2090 nt
Organism: Daucus carota subsp. sativus
Lineage: Eukaryota; Viridiplantae; Streptophyta; Magnoliopsida; Apiales; Apiaceae
Exons: 6
Coding region: 92-1912 (606 amino acids)
Source: RefSeq, a predicted model, not a curated record
CUAAAUUACAACAUUCAUCGUUUGGAACCUUAGCCCCGGGUUCAACUUGGAUUCUAGCGCGCAACUCUUCAGGGCAUGAACUUGGUGGGACAUGGAUCGUUCAUGGAUAAAUAUUCCAAAUAAAUUGUCAACGGAAUACGCAAGUGGUAUUGAUGAAUUUGUAAGUGUCGCAAGUCAGUGUAUAGACUCUAAAGGUACAGUGCUAUGUCCUUGUUCUCGAUGUGUGAAUAAGCAAAAACAAAAUCUCAAAGUGAUUAAGUUACACUUACUUACACAUGGCUUUUUGAGAAGUUACAAGAUUUGGUAUCAUCAUGGUGAGCUUGGAGAUGAUAUAGAAGGAGUAAUCUUUAAUACUCCAGAUGAGCAUGAAAAAGACCAUCACGAUGAUUUGGCCGCAGGUCUUAGUGAUGCCAUCAAUAGUAAGUAUUUUGAUAUUGGUCCAUCUAGUGAUUUUGUUGAUGAUCCUUCGGUUAAUGUGGGUGACAAAUAUGAUGCUUUGUUUGAAUCUCUUCACAAGCCUUUGUAUGAUAAUUGUAAGGAUUUUUCUGUCCUAAGUGUUGUGGUGAGGUUAAUGAAUAUUAAAGUGGUUAAUAAAUUAUCUGAUAAAGCAUUUGAGGAUAUUAUAAAGUGUUUUAAAGAGAUGUUGCCUGAGGGUAAUAAUUGUCCUGAAAAUUAUUACCAAACAAGAAAACUUCUUUGUGAAGUAGGUUUAGGAUAUGAGCAAAUUGAUGUAUGCCGAUAUGAUUGUGCCAUAUUUUAUGGUGAUAAUUCAAGUGCUUUGUCAUGCCGGACUACUCGCAGUACCAGAAAAAUACCAGCAAAAGGCACAAAUGGUCAUACCAAUGAGGCAAAUGUCAAUACUUACUCUGAUUCUCAGCCUGUACAACCUAGUGUGAAGAAUCCAUUGGCUGCUGAAAUUGAUACUAAUCCAGGAUCUGAUCGGAAAAUUAACCCACGUAAAGCAACUCGUGGCAUGGCCACUUCGAAAAUUGCUAAGGCAUCCGCAACAGGAAAGUUGUCAGUUGUUUUUGAUGCUGAUUGUCGCCAACCAAUUUGUAAUAAUGCAGAGAGAUUUAAUAAUGAAAUCGGGUUUAUUAUUCGCAAUCAUGGCACAUUUGGUUAUAAAGAUUGGAGACUAGUUCCUGAGGAGGUGAGAGCACCACUACGAUGCUAUCUUCAGGAGAAUUUCGACAUUGACUUGCGAGAUAAAACAACCAAGUUGUGCAUUGAUGAGCAGAUGCGAAAAGCUUGGAAGGGGUACAAGUAUAAGUUACAUUCAUAUUUUAAACGCAUUGGAGGUAUAAAAAAUGUUGAGAUAGCGAAAAAGAAGAGAUAUCCAGACUUAAAUGAGGAUCAACAACAAGAUUGGGAGACCUUAUGUGAUCAAUGGUGUUCAGAAAAGUUUCAGGAAAGAGCAAAUAAGAAUAUUGAAAAUCGAUCCAAAAGACAAUGGGAGUCUAAAAAUGGAUCAGUAUCUACCCCAAGACAUCAUAUUCGACGUGGGAUGGCAUUAGAUUCUUUGUCCGGACAUAUUGAAACAUGGCGCCUAAAGCAUCGAGAUGAAAAUGGAUGGACUGGGCUUAAUCUUCAGAAAUUAUAUGAUCAGAUGAUAUCUUUAAGGGAAGUUUAUUCUCUUGAGGAAUUGUCGGAUAAAGAAAUUAUGGAAGCAGUACUUGGUCGUCAUUCGGUAUAUUUGCGAGGAUGGGGACGGAGUAGUAAAACUAAUAAUGAAGGUCAUCAAACUACAACCGAGUCUACCCAACCAAGUUACCAGGAGUUAGUUGAACAGCUUAAUGAUGCCAAUAAUCGUCUCGAUGAAGUUGUUUCCGUAUUACGUCAAAACAAUCUCAUGCCGCAACCAAAGACAUCUCCAACUAAAGAUUCAGAUGUUAAUUCUGAAAAUUUAGAGUGAUUUACUUUCUGAUUGUUGGAAUUAUAAACCUUUUUUACUCUUUAGUACUUUAGCUUUUCUUUAAGCUAUACAUGUUAAAAUAAUUAUGUAAUUUUUGAUUGUUUAUUUGAUUAAAAUUUUAUUCUCGAAUUGUACAAAAGAAUACUUAUAUAUUAAUAUAUAAGAAAUUAAGGUGCCA